UCGAGGAAAGGCAUUCUCCCACAAAGAAGAUCAAGUCUUAUGCUCAGCAUGGCUUGAAGUGUCCCAAGAUCCAAUCUUAGGUACUAAUCAGAGGAAGGAAACAAUGUGGGUGAGGAUCACAACUCUUUAUCAUCAGAAUGUAAAAGAUUUUGGUGGAGAUCAAAGGAGCCAAAGGUCACUUGAAAGUCGUUGGGACUUAAUUAAGAAAGUCAUAAAUAAGUUCAGGGGUUGCAUUCGACAGAUCGAGCGGCUUAAUCCAAGUGGUGCUUCUGAAUUGGAUAUAAUUAUUAAAGCUAAAGCUCUGUAUGAGCAAGAAUCUAAAGAUAAGAAAGAGUUUCAAUAUGAACACAUAUGGCAUAUUCUAAAGGAUGCUGAGAAGUGGGCUGACCCUACACCUUCAAAGAUGACUGUGUCUGGAACCAUGUCAAAUGCCGAAGGAUCAGAGUCGAACUCAAUGGACUGCAUUAAUCUGAUGGGUGAUGAACAAUCUCCUACCAACGCCUCAUCAAGUCGACCCGUUGGAAGAAAGACGGAAAAGGCGAAGAGAAAGAUCAUCUCCCCAUCUGAGUGUGAUGUUGAUAUUCUUAAGAAUAUCAAAGAAAUGCAGGAAAAACGUGAGCUUGGAAGGGACACCAUGCAACAACUAAUGAUGAUGAAAUUAGAAAAUGAUAAGAAAAAAUUAGAUCAACGGGCUGUACAAUUAGAACAGCGCAAUCAACUAUUGGCUCAACAACGUGCACAAUUUCAUCUUGAGCGUGAUCGUGAGGAUAGAGAAAUAUUAUCAAUUGAUUUGAGUAAGAUUGUUGAUGUAAGGGAACAUGCAUUUUUUGAGAGGAAAAAACAACAAAUCAUUAGCAGAAAUAGCGGUGAUUUUCAAUUUGAUAGUUCAACUCAUGUUUCAGGAGGAACUGGAUAUUGGGGUCCGUCAGGGUAUCAGUACGGCACCGGUAGCUAUGGAAAUGACCUACCAGAAUUUUAGACUGUUGUUACCGUAUCUUACUUAUAUAAUGUAAUUUCUGUAUUUCUGAAUGUAGUUCCUAUCUUAGUUAUAUAAUGUAAUUUCUGUAUUUCUGAAU
Asparagus officinalis (garden asparagus) is the source of this 1076-nucleotide messenger RNA. RefSeq lists its product as uncharacterized. The transcript has 2 exons. The coding region runs from base 104 to 979 and encodes 291 amino acids. Lineage: Eukaryota; Viridiplantae; Streptophyta; Magnoliopsida; Asparagales; Asparagaceae. The record is from RefSeq and is a predicted model, not a curated record.